This is a messenger RNA of Camelus dromedarius (Arabian camel), 2489 nucleotides long. Its product is annotated as ankyrin repeat domain-containing protein 26. The transcript has 11 exons. The record is from RefSeq and is a predicted model, not a curated record. Lineage: Eukaryota; Metazoa; Chordata; Mammalia; Artiodactyla; Camelidae. The coding region runs from base 68 to 2176 and encodes 702 amino acids.
AGCGUAUUUUAUAACAAUGUUGGAGACACUGUGAAAUAGCAUUAUUUAUUUGUAGGUCAAAGAGCAGAUGAAUUCUCUGGAUGGCCUCGAUGACUUACCUCGGUCACCGGGGACAGCUUCCGAGGAUUGCGAGUCGCUUUCCCCUAAUUAUAAGAACACCCUGAGGCUAAUCGAGCGACUUAGCCCGGAGAGUAAAGAUUCUGAUAAGUUAUUGAAAAUUCAGGAUCCAGUUGAUUCAUUCCGAUCAAUAGAACUUAAAGAAUCUGACUGCACACAACUUAGAGGAGAACUUAAAGAAAUGGAAAAGAAGGUGAACUGGCUACACACAGAGCUGCUGAAAACAAGAGAAGCAAAAUCACAGUUAAAACUUCAAAAUAUGGAGUGGGAACGAGAGCUCCGCCACAUGAGAUUCACAUUAGAACAAGAAACAAAGAAGAAGAAAAAUGCUUAUACAUUAUAUGAAAAACCUGAGGAUGAUUUAAAAAGAAAAGAGAAACAAGACAGUGAGCAAGUUUUCCUGAAGCAACAGAUUGAAAGCACUGCCCGAGCACUAGAAUGCAAACCGAAGGGCGUAAGGAGUAAACCAAAUCAGGUUUUAGAAGAGCGAAAUGACGCUGAGAGACAACGUUCUCGAGUGCAGAAUGCCAGAGUAAUACAAGAUGACAUCCUGGCCCAUCAUCUUUCCCAACAAAAGGAGGCAGAAAAGGCUAAUAAGGAAAUGAAUGCUGAGGACACGAUGGAUUUUAAGCUGUCUGACCCAAAAGAUAGCAGCGAGGUGCUUCCUCAGCAACUUCCUGAAGCUGAACGUCAAUUCCGUGGCCCAGAAAUUGAGCUCCAUCCCAGGAAAGAUGCUCUUAGACCAACGACGUUGUUAUUAGAAUGCGUGCAUAGAGACCGAGGCCAAGCCCAGCGUUCAAACAAAGAAACUGAACCCUUGUCUCAGAGCAAACAAGGGGAAUUCAGCAAAUACACUGGAAAGCAGGCGUUCUUGAAGGAGACAAUAUGUAAACUACAAAGUGAAAACACGUUGCUUCGACAGCUACUGGAAGUUGCUCAAAAUGAAGGCAGAAGCGAAAAGACAAUACUUAAUGCCCCACAGCUGUUUCUGGAUCACAUGGGAAAACUUGAAGCCAUGAGCAGACGAGUCCUGAUGCUGGAGGAAGGAAACAAGGAGUUAAUCGAUGAAUGCAGAUGUUUAAAGCACAGACUGUGUCAGUAUGAAACAGACAGAGCAGAAAUGGAAGCCCAUAUGAGACAGCUUCAACAAGAACUGACUGACACCCGAAAGAAAGUGUCGAUGUUGGAAGCGUCCCUGGAGGUGACAGCACAUCAUAAGUCUAAUUCAGAAAACAAGAGACGGGAUGGAGAGAGGAAGUCACAUCAAACUGCGAAUCCAAAUGCUGAUCUUCCAGCAAAAGAGGAGUCUACAUCUUCAGUAGUUCUCCAUCUGAGUGCAGAAACUCAGCUUCUUCUAAAGGAGUUGUUACCUGUGAAAGAGAUGCAAAGGAAAUGUGAAGCACUAGAGGAGGAGAAGAAGAAGUUGGAGGAAGAAGCAGUAAAUCUGAGACGUCACCUCGAAAUGAACCCAGUGGAACGCAGCCAAGUGGAGCAUUACAAACGGGAGCCUGGAGAGCAAGCAAGACGGGAUGCAGUAGAAGCACUGAAAGAGCUCAGGCGGGCUGUGCAGCACGGACAGGAAACUGAAGAACAAGCAAGACAUGAUGUAGUAGAGAAACUAAAAGAAAUCAGCCAGUUUUUACAGGCACAAGCAGGAUUUCAAGAAAACGUGUUGACAGAGUAUAAGCGUGCUUCAGUUAGUCAAACGGAACCCAGAGUUAAAGAUCUGGAGCCUGAACUUAAAAGUGAUGGUAAUGAAAACAAAUUGGAAAAAUACAAACAACUAUACCUGCAAGAGCUAGAAAAUAGAAAGUCUUUGGCAAGUGAACUUACCUCGGUUAAUGAGAGGCUGGCCGAGGUGAGCACUAAGCUUCUGCUGGAGAGACAGCACAAGAGCUCUUUCCCUGGCUUUGUUCCUGCAAGGCCUGUUGGCGCACCUCCUUCUGCUGCUGGUACUAGGGUGGAGGCCAAAAGGAGUCCUACUCGAAGAAGGCGCUUCAGGACUUUUUCCGACCCUUCAACUAACUUGAGCGUUCCCUUGUUCCGGAUGCGGAAGUAGUUGGAGAAUAAUACAGAUAAAGAAUUAAAAGAAGCUACUACUGAACUUGGAUCUAAGUCCUAGAGACUCUCUCACAGCCUUGAUGGACGAAUCAAGUCUAAGUCCAGAUCUGGUUUCGAAAGCACGUGAAGAAUAUGUGGAGAUUUUGAAGAAUAAUUAUAUGAUGUGCAAGAUAAAUAGUAAACAUUUACCUGCUGGGCUGUUUGCUUAACAUUUUAUUUCCUUUCCAUUAUGUAAGAUACUGACCCUGUUUAUUAAGGGAAAAUACUCUUGCAUUCUAUGGGCAUGAUUAAAAUUGAUGUAGUAUUUUAAA